AUGAGACCUUCUACUCUCCUUCUAGCUGCCUCCGGCUCUGCAGUCCUGGCUGCCCCUACUCCCAGUCUGAUUGGAGACCUCCUCAGCCUGACUAACAACGUUAUCACCACCGUUUCCUCCUCUAUCACCAACAACUUGGCUCAGCAGGUUGCUGCUCUCGGCUGUACUCUGCAGACCAACGCCAACCAGCACGGUCAGAUCGUCAGCUCGGUCGCUCUGGCUGUUCAGAAGCUCGAGGUCGCCGCUAAGAGAUUUUCCCAAACCUGCAACUGGUCCAAACCUGGAAAGCAGUAUAUUGACUGGAAAACCUAUAAGGCCAACGGAGUUAACCUCGGAGCUUGGCUCGAAAUCGAGCAGAACUACGACACUCAAUGGUGGGCCGACAAUGUUGGGUCUUUCCCUGAUGAGUGGACAUGGUGUUCGACCGUGGGCUUCUCGGUCUGCGGACCCAUCCUCGAGAAGCGCUACGCUUCCUUCUUCACCAUUGCCGAUAUCGACAAGAUGGGCGCCAAGGGCAUCAACACCCUUCGUAUUCCCACCACCUACGCAGCAUGGACCAAGGUCCCCGGCAGCCAGCUCUACUCUGGAAACCAGCAGGCUUACCUCAGAGUCCUUACCAACUACGCCAUCGACAAGUACAACAUGCACGUUAUUGUGGGACUCCACUCUCUGCCUGGUGGUGUCAACACACUUUCCAUUGGUGAAGCCUUUGGCCACAAUGCCUGGUUCCAGAACAGCACCAACCUCGACUACAGCUUCAAGGCCAUUGACGGUAUCUUGAACUUCAUCAAGACCUCUGGCCGCCAAAACGCUUUCACCAUCGCCCCUAUCAACGAGGCCAGUGACAACUUUGCUGGUUUUGCUACACCCGCUGGUCUCACUGAUGCUGGUGUAAAUUGGAUAAACACCUAUAUCAAGGGUGUUUUCGCCAGAAUUGCAAAAGUGGACCAGAGAAUUCCCCUUAUGCUCCAAGAUUCGUUCUUUUCCGAGAUGUUCUGGUCCCCCUUUUACGCAGCUAGUUCGAACUUGGUGAUCGAUUCGCACAUCUACUUCUUCGCCGCCGCCGGAGCAUACUCUCAAUACGUCCCCGCCGCCGUCUGCGGUCAAGCAAAGUACAUCGGCCAAGGCGACGGCAAAUUCCCCGUCUUCAUCGGCGAGUGGUCGCUCCAAACUCUCUACAACAACACACUCAGCAACAGAAAGACACUCUAUGAUACCCAGGUCUACGCUUACCAGAAGUAUGCUUCGGGAGGUGCGUUCUGGAAUGGAAAGAUGUUGAAUACUGUUGACGGUGUGGAUGGUGAGGGUAAGCUUCAGGAUUAUUGGUCUUGGGAGGGGUUGUCUGAUGCUGGUGUUGUUUCUAAUACUGUUGAUCAGUCUUACUGCUAA
Aureobasidium namibiae CBS 147.97 is the source of this 1389-nucleotide messenger RNA. Its product is annotated as glycoside hydrolase family 5 protein. Gene Ontology annotation, molecular function: glucan exo-1,3-beta-glucosidase activity. The record is from RefSeq and is a predicted model, not a curated record. Gene Ontology annotation, biological process: glucan catabolic process. The transcript has a single exon. Lineage: Eukaryota; Fungi; Ascomycota; Dothideomycetes; Dothideales; Saccotheciaceae. The coding region runs from base 1 to 1389 and encodes 462 amino acids. Gene Ontology annotation, cellular component: extracellular region; cell surface.